This is a messenger RNA of Debaryomyces hansenii CBS767, 2466 nucleotides long. RefSeq lists its product as uncharacterized. Bases 1 to 2466 code for a protein of 821 amino acids. The transcript has a single exon. NCBI's taxonomy places the organism in Eukaryota, Fungi, Ascomycota, Pichiomycetes, Serinales, Debaryomycetaceae. Gene Ontology annotation, cellular component: GATOR1 complex. Gene Ontology annotation, biological process: TORC1 signaling; positive regulation of autophagy; negative regulation of TORC1 signaling. The record is from RefSeq and is a predicted model, not a curated record.
AUGAGUCUUAAUCUACCCAAUCCUAGUAUAUUGGGUAUUCUAUUAGUGGUGUCGACUCAUAGCGGUCCUCAAUUGGUAUUUCAAUACCCACCUGAUUUGUCCAACGACUCCAAGAAAAGUUCUAAUUUAAAACGAACUAACAAAACUUCAACUUUGCAAAGAAAGGAUAGUGACUCAGACGAAUUGGAUAUAGAUGACGAUGAUUACAUAGCGGAUAAUGAAAAUGAUGAAGAGUUCGUUAAUGCGGAUAAUGAUGAGGAAAAGGAAUGGGAUUCAAGAAAAAUGAACUAUUACUUGGGAACAAAAUCGGAUUUGCUUCUGUUCUUAGAUGAACAAGAAAAAUUUCGUCAGACACUGCAAGAAAGGAACAAAAUUUACGGCCAUAAACAAUCUGAUUCACAUAUCGAUCCAGAUGAAAUAAAAUCCUUACAUCGUAAUAGCAAAUCAGGUUCUUCUGAUAAGCAAAUAGAAUCACCGAAACUUGAGGCCUCAAAUUCAAAUAAUCUAAAAAAGACGAUAUCCAGUAUCUCAGAUUCCCAAAAAAGUAGCACUUCGAAGGCUUCAACCAGCGGUAUUCCUCCGGUAUCUCCUAUUACGAGUAGCACGAUUCUUGGAUUUGAAGCAGAUUAUUUAUGUGAAAUGCUUUGUCCCCCAAAACAGAUGUGCAAUUCGAGAUUUGAAAUCAUGAUUGAUGAUUUGGUGUUUCUAGGAUUACCGAUACAUAGCUAUGAUAAUGGAUCAUGGAAAUCAAAACAUUCUCAUCGUCCAAAAUCAGGAAAACUGUCUAAGGGAAGGUCUAAAAAUGCUGCUGAUAAUGCCAGUAUUGAUGAAGGAAUAGAUUACGAAACUACUUCCAAAAGUCAAUCUAAAAACUCUAUGAGUAUGUUUCACCUAGUAUUUAUAAUGAAUCCACCUAUAAUAGAGUGCAAUUAUCGUAUCGAUGAGAUGUUUCACUAUGUUAUCUCAAGAUUAUCUCUAGUAUUAAGGUACGAGCAACUGAAACAUGAAUAUGUUUGGAAUCAGAUUCGCAUGAUAUAUAAUUUAAAGGAAGAAUUCAGAAAUCAAGCAACCAUGGCGAACCUAACGAAAUAUUUGACUGACAAAUCAUCAUUAUGUAAAUUAAUAUCCGAGUGUUUUACUCAAAUUUCGAGGUCUAACAUUGCCAAUCUUUCAAUAAAUAAUAAACUAAGAUCAUUCCAAAUUCCGAUUAAGACAGAAUUUCAUUCGUUACCAGAUUCUACUGUGCCAUAUUUACCAGGUUCUCACUUAUCAUCUACUGUAAAUAUGCUAGCUAAUACUGGACUUAUUAGCGUUGGUGAGACCAUCAGAUACGAUGUAAAUAACUUGAACAGUGGGGGCCUUGAUGAUUUUGAUGAUAUUGAUGACAAUAAGUCAGAUUCAAAUGCUGAUGAUAUUAUAUAUUAUGCAUUAUUAUUAUUGGAUGACCCAGAAACCAUAAUCAGAGACAUAAAAGCUCAACAACAAAGUACCCUUGCAAAUUUCAUUAGAAUGAUUAAGCCAACUGAAUCUUUAUUAAAACUAGCUAAUAAAUUGAAGCAACAGGCAAGCGAUAACGGAUUUAGCUUAGAUGCUGGACAAAUUAAAUCCUUUGCAUUUCAUUUAAUAUAUUGGAGAAGAGCACGAGUAAUCCUCCCGAUAAGUACAAGAUCCGUUUAUAUUGUUUCGCCAAUGGCCCCUAUAACACUUAAGUUUCAUCAUGACAUCUUUAUUUUCAAAAAGACAUUUCCGGCCUUACCAUCAUUACCUCAUUUCUUAAAAUUAUUGUCAAAUUCAUCAAAACCAAGACAAUUAGCUACUGUAAUUCCAUCAAAGGAUCAUCGCGAUGCCUACUUAAAUGCCCUAAGCUGGUUGAUUAGAUAUGGCUAUGUUACCCAGUUACAUACAUUUAUUUGGCUAAAGAUUUCUAGGAAAAUAAAAAUGAAGGUUGAAGAGGACUUAGAAAAUGAAGGUGCUAAUAAUAAGCGGAAGAAACCAAGUGCCACAGCUGAUCCUAAUAUAUCCAAUAAACUUAAUGCAGGUACAGAUAACACUUCGAAGACAGAAUCCAACCCGGAGGAUAUUCAACGCAAAAUGUCCCAGUUGAGAAUGAUAAAUAGAAAUAACAAUGGUAACCCAACGUCUUAUGAGCAGGAAAUAGAUAAUAUAGAAAAGAAGUUAUUAUCACCAUCAAUAGGUCUUAACCUUGUUUUAGAGGAUGAAGGAGAUACGAUAAUAAUCGAUCCAGGACGUGCAUCUUCGUUGGAACGAAGAUGGAUAAAUAAAGUGAUUUCUGAAGAAUGCAAUCUUUCGCCAGAAUUAACAGUUAAAUUUUAUGAAUUAUUGAAGUAUAUGAAUGGCAAGAAUUCAUUGGAGCUUUUACUAUUGAAAGAGAAUGUUUCCAGACAAGAGUUAAGAACGUUAUUGUUUGCAAUUGAAGAUCACAUUAUAUCUGUAAGGCAUUGGUAG